Molecule: messenger RNA, 960 nt
Organism: Dama dama (fallow deer)
Lineage: Eukaryota; Metazoa; Chordata; Mammalia; Artiodactyla; Cervidae
Product: olfactory receptor 56A3-like
Exons: 1
Coding region: 1-960 (319 amino acids)
Biological process (GO): G protein-coupled receptor signaling pathway
Cellular component (GO): membrane
Molecular function (GO): olfactory receptor activity; G protein-coupled receptor activity
Source: RefSeq, a predicted model, not a curated record
AUGCUGCCUUAUAACAACAACUCCCUCUCUACUGAAGUCUCUGAGUUCCUCCUGAACUGUUUUGUCAGGUCCCCCAGCUGGCAGCGCUGGCUGUCCCUGCCCCUCAGUCUCUUCUUCCUCCUGGCCAUGGGGGCCAACGCCACCCUCCUGCUCACCAUCCGGCUGGAGGCCUCUCUGCACGAGCCCAUGUACUACCUGCUCAGCCUGCUCUCCCUGCUGGACAUGGUGCUCUGCCUCACCGUCAUCCCCAAGGUCCUGGCCAUCUUCUGGUUUGAUCUCAGGCCCAUCAGCUUCUCUGUCUGCUUCCUCCAAAUGUUCAUCAUGAAUAGCUUCCUGCCCAUGGAAUCAUGCACCUUCUUAGUCAUGGCCUAUGACCGCUAUGUGGCCAUCUGCAAGCCUCUGCACUACUCAUCUAUCAUCACGGACCAAUUUGUGGCAAGAGCUCUUGUCUUCAUCUUGGCCCGAAACACAUUUCUUACCGCACCUAUUCCCAUCCUCUCUGCGCGGCUCCAUUAUUGUGGAAAAAAUAUAAUUGAAAACUGUAUCUGUGCCAACCUCUCUGUGUCCAAGCUCUCUUGUGGUAACAUCACCCUUAACAAAAUCUACCAAUUAAUUUUAGCCUGGACUCUGCUGGGCUCUGACCUCAUCCUCAUCUUCCUCUCCUACAUCUUCAUCCUCCGAGCUGUUCUUCGACUCCAUACAAAAGGAGCAACUACUAAAGCUCUGAGCACCUGUGGCUCUCACUUUAUCCUUAUCCUCUUCUUCAGCACCAUCCUGCUGGUUUUUGUUUUUACCCAUUUGGCCAAGAAAAAGGUUUCACCUGAUAUUCCUGUCUUACUUAAUGUCCUCCACCAUGUCAUUCCUGCAGCUCUCAACCCCAUUGUCUAUGGUGUUCGAACUCAGGAAAUUAAGCAGGGGAUUUGGAAAUUAUUGAGAAAGGGUAGUGACAGCAGAAAGUAA